Drosophila ficusphila is the source of this 641-nucleotide messenger RNA. RefSeq lists its product as uncharacterized. NCBI's taxonomy places the organism in Eukaryota, Metazoa, Arthropoda, Insecta, Diptera, Drosophilidae. The record is from RefSeq and is a predicted model, not a curated record. Bases 19 to 477 code for a protein of 152 amino acids. The transcript is spliced from 3 exons.
UCGAACUGCUGGAACGCAAUGUUGCUUAGAGGAAAAAUACUACUAUUGACCUUCGGACUGGUCCACAUUUUCGUGGGCGCGAAUCCCUAUUUCAUAUUUCCAUCAGCAAAAAAUGCAAUGGAAAACUAUGGAAGAUCUCUUGUCAUAAACGCUUCAGGAAUUCUACUUUUCGGAGUUUUUAUGGCGAAAAAAGAACACAGACCAAAUAUUAUUUUAAUUUAUCUUAUGGCAGCUGUGGUUUUAAAUGUAAUAUUGAUCGCUGAAAUAAUUCAUGGCUGGUAUGAUAUUUUGUCAUUUUAUUAUAUAUACUUCUUUGUUAAUGCAAUCAUGGCAGCUUUAACUUACAAAGUCUAUAAUGAGCAGACAAAUGAAUCUCCAAAAGAAGAAGAAAAAAAUAAAAUGUGUGAGCCUAUGGCCGUAGAGGAUUCAAAACCACCUCCAUACGAAGUCAAGAGUCUCAGAGUUCAGAUUGUUUGAGGAAAACAUUUUCAUUACAGAAAAAUUAUCCCAACAUUAACAACUUGAUCCUAUUUUUGCGUUAAAUAAUGCUUAUUUUCUCUUGGUGAAGCUAAUAUUACAACCAUUUAACAAAACUAGUAUAAAAUAAAAAUAUAAAAAUAUAAUUUCUAAUAAUAUUUUAU